GGCAAGAUGGCGGCGGGCGGGCUGCUCUGGCUGGCGGCCGCGCUGGGCCCGGGCUGGGCCGCGCCGCGGUUCCGCCCCGACUGGGCCAGCCUGGACGCGCGGCCGCUGCCGGCCUGGUUCGAUCGGGCCAAGGUGGGGGUAUUCGUGCACUGGGGGGUCUUCUCCGUCCCGGCCUGGGGCUCCGAGUGGUUCUGGUGGCACUGGAAAGGGGAGCGCCGCCCCGACUACCAGAGCUUCGUGCGGCGCCGCUACCCGCCCGGCACCACCUACGCCGAUUUUGCGCCUCAUUUCACCGCCCACGACUUCCAGCCCCGCCAGUGGGCACAGCUCUUCCAGCGGGCUGGUGCCAGGUACGUGGUCCUGACCACGAAGCAUCAUGAAGGCUUCACCAACUGGGGGUCACCCGUGUCCUGGAACUGGAAUUCUCUGGAUACCGGGCCCCACCGAGACCUCGUAGGAGAGCUGGGACAAGCCCUCAGGGAGAGCAACCUACGCUAUGGACUGUACCACUCCCUGCUGGAGUGGUUUCAUCCACUCUAUCUGAGUGACAAGGAAAGUGGCUUCAAGACCCAGGACUUCGUCUUAAAGAAGACCAUGCCAGAACUUUAUGAUCUUGUCUUAAAAUAUAAACCAGAUCUGAUUUGGUCGGAUGGAGACUGGGAAGCUCCAGAGUCCUACUGGAAUUCUACCUCUUUCCUUGCCUGGCUUUAUAAUGAUAGUCCUGUCAAGGACACUGUUGUUGUUAAUGAUCGUUGGUGUAAUAACUGCUCCUGCCAUCACGGAGGCUACUACAACUGUGCUGACAGAUACAAGCCUGGCACCCUGCUGGCUCACAAGUGGGAGAUGUGCUCCUCCAUGGACAGGCUCUCCUGGGGCUAUCGGAGCAACAUGAACCUCUCUGAGAUAAUGGAUGAAGCCAGUAUCAUUGAGGAGCUAGUGCAGACUGUGAGCUUUGGAGGCAACUACCUUCUCAAUGUGGGACCUACAAAAGAAGGGGUGAUUGUUCCCAUCUUCCAAGAAAGACUCCUGGCCCUGGGCAGGUGGCUGGAUAUUAAUGGGGAGGCAAUUUAUGAAUCAAAGCCAUGGAGAGUGCAGAUGGAGAACAGCACAGACACAGUCUGGUACACUUCUAAGGGACCAGCUGUCUAUGCCAUCUUUCUGAUCUGGCCUCAGGACAGUGUUUUGAAGCUGUCCUCACCUGCUCCAUCCCCAGCCACACAAGUGACCAUGUUGGGUUUUGCUGGGACCCUGGAGUGGCAGAAGUCCCCAGAGAAGGGACUGCUCAUAACUCUGCCCAAGAUGCUUCCCUCUCCACUGCCCCCCAAGUCAGGCUGGACUGUCAAGCUGGAGGGUGUGAAGUGACACCCGUGGGGGGAGAGCAGCACCCCCCUGCCUUCCUUCGGAAUCAAGUCUAAGAAGAUUUUUCGUUUAUUGUGAAAUAAAUUGUUUUAAGAGACUCUCUCUGCUAA
This is a messenger RNA of Apus apus (common swift), 1469 nucleotides long. It is a transcript of the gene FUCA1, whose product is annotated as alpha-L-fucosidase 1. Gene Ontology annotation, cellular component: lysosome. The record is from RefSeq and is a predicted model, not a curated record. The transcript has 8 exons. Lineage: Eukaryota; Metazoa; Chordata; Aves; Apodiformes; Apodidae. Gene Ontology annotation, biological process: glycoside catabolic process; fucose metabolic process. The coding region runs from base 7 to 1362 and encodes 451 amino acids. Gene Ontology annotation, molecular function: alpha-L-fucosidase activity.